Molecule: messenger RNA, 817 nt
Organism: Pyrus x bretschneideri (Chinese white pear)
Lineage: Eukaryota; Viridiplantae; Streptophyta; Magnoliopsida; Rosales; Rosaceae
Product: sigma intracellular receptor 2-like
Exons: 2
Coding region: 107-610 (167 amino acids)
Cellular component (GO): endoplasmic reticulum
Source: RefSeq, a predicted model, not a curated record
CGUUCAGAUCAGGAAAUUUGACUACACAAACAAAACCAAAGUUUCACGGAGCAAACCAGAGAGAUCCAUUGAAGGAAAGCAAAGCUAUCCACCCUGAAAAUUCCAAAUGGGUGCUCUGUUGAAACUCGUAGACGCCACUCUCUUCGUAUUCUUCGUCGUGAUUGCGGUGGCUGCGCCGUUUAUCGACGGGCAGACAUGUCUGCCGCAGAGCUUCUUCCCGGAGGUGUUGGUGGAGCUCAAGAGCUGGUACGCGCGCACCUAUGGAGAUUAUCUGGUGAGCCAGAAGCCUCAUUUCUUUGUUGGGAUCGUUUGGGUUGAGCUGCUCUUCCAAUGGCCUCUGGCGGUUGCCAACUUGUACGGAAUUCUGGCCGCCAAGUCUUGGUUGAACACCACCUGUUUGAUCUAUGGCGCUUCGGUAUUUACCUCCAUGGUUACAAUACUAUCAGAGCUUGUUCAGUCCGGCAAGGCUUCUGAUAAGCUGUUAUAUGUGUACUCCCCUUUUUUGGGAUUAGGUGUUUUGGCCAUGUUGCGGGGGCUGCUGCCGCAAUCCAGCACGACUACUUCAAGGAUUGGCAAGAGACCUACAUUGGGUAGGAAAAAGAAGGCCUGAAAGACAACUGCCUGACUUAGAUUUUGCGAGUUAUUGUUAUUGUGAGAGUUUCAUGUUUGUCCCCUUUCAGUUGCUGGUUAUGCAACAAAUUGGAAGAUUUUAGCAAUGUAACAAAUGAAAUCCUUCUUAUGCAAGAUUGGAAGAUUUUAGCAAUUGGAUUCACUAUUACUUGGUUCGGUUAAUUGCAUAUCGUCUUUUAACGUUGUA